AUCGGGUACAGCUGGGGUGGGGAUGGACGGGGGGCCGUCCGCAGUUGCUGCGAGUCUGUGAUGCCCCGAACCUGUGUCUUUCCACUGAUAUAAACGGUCAUUUUGGCAGCGCACUGCUAAUGAAACGCCGUCAGGGAGGAAGACGGAGCUCCAUGCAAGCCGUGCUGCCGAUCGGCCAACACCGCAUUCGUCCAUUAGCUUCCUGCCCUGUGAGACCUGCAGACUAUGGGGUCCCCUUUCCGGAGUGAGGAGAUGUGUCUGGCGCAGCUGUUCCUGCAGUCGGGCUCCGCGUAUGACUGCAUCAGCGAGCUGGGGGAGUUGGCCCUGGUUGAGUUCCGUGAUCUCAACCCCACUGUCAGCUCCUUCCAGCGCAAAUUUGUCGGGGAGAUCAAGCGCUGCGAGGAGAUGGAGAGGAUCCUUGGGUACUUGCUGAGGGAGAUCAGGAAGGCCAGCAUCCCAGUACCAGAGGCAGAGGUUAGGCCUUUGGCUCCACAACCCAGACAUGUCCUGGAGAUAAGGGAGCAGCUCCAGCGGCUCGAGGUGGAGCUGAGGGAGGUGGCCACGAACAAGGAGAAGCUGCAGAAGAACCUCCUGGAGCUGACAGAGUACACACACAUGCUGAAGGUCACUCACACAUUUGUGAAGCGCAAUGCUGAGCGUGAGCCUUUGGGUCCUCAGUAUGAAGAGUUCCCCUCGCUGGAGAAGGACUCUGUCACAGGCUACACCAGCAUGCAGCGUCUGGGAGCGAAGCUGGGGUUUAUCUCUGGGCUCAUCCCACGUGUGAAGGUGGAGGCGUUUGAGCGCCUCUUGUGGCGCGUGUGUAAGGGCUACAUGAUCCUCAGCUGCUCAGAGAUGGAGGACAGCCUCAAGGAUCCCGUCACGGGGGAGAGCACAGAGACUGUUGUCUUCCUCAUCUCAUUUUGGGGUGACCAGAUUGGGCAGAAGGUCCUGAAGAUAUGUCAGAGCUACCACUGCCACCUGUACCCACACCCCGAGAGCGACGAAGAGCGAUGUGACGUGAUGGAGAGUCUGGCCACCCGCGUCCAGGACCUGCACACUGUACUCAGUAGGACUGAGGAGUAUCUGAGGCAAGUCCUGAACAAGGCCUCUGAGUCUGUGUACACGUGGGCCAUCCAGGUGCAAAAGAUGAAGGCCAUCUACCACACUUUGAACAUGUGCAGCUUUGACGUCACCAACAAAUGCCUGAUCGCAGAGGUGUGGUGUCCUGUGUCGGCCUUGUCGGCCUUGCGAGGGGCGCUGGAGGAGGGCUCGAGAAAAAGUGGAGCUGUGGUUCCCUCCUUUGUAAAUCGGAUCCCAUGCAGUGAAACACCCCCCACCCUCCUCCACACCAACAAAUUUACCUCCGGCUUCCAAAACAUUGUGGAUGCUUACGGAGUGGGGAGCUACAGGGAGGUCAAUCCAGCUCCGUACACCGUCAUCACCUUUCCCUUCCUGUUCGCCGUCAUGUUUGGGGACAUGGGUCAUGGCGCCGUGAUGACUGUCUUCGCCUUAUGGAUGCUCGUGCAGGAGAAGAGCCCGACUGUGAAGUACCACAGGAAUGAGAUAUGGAGAAUUCUUUUUGAGGGACGCUACCUAAUUCUGAUGAUGGGAUUCUUCUCCAUGUACACGGGGCUCAUCUACAACGACUGCUUCUCCAAGUCACUGAACAUCUUCGGCUCAGGCUGGAGCGUGAGGGCUAUGUUCACCCAGGGCCCGUGGAUGAAUAAAACUCUCCACACAAACGGCUUCCUCACGCUUGACCCCAACAUCACAGGUGUCUUUGGUGGGCCGUACCCUGUAGGAAUUGAUCCAAUUUGGAACUUGGCUUCAAACCGUCUCACUUUCCUCAACUCCUAUAAGAUGAAGAUGUCCAUCAUCCUGGGGGUCUGCCACAUGACCUUUGGGGUCAUCCUAGGGGUCUUCAACCACAUCUAUUUCAGGCGUAAAUUCUGCCUCUUCCUGGUAUUCCUGCCAGAGCUGCUCUUCCUGUUGUGCCUCUUUGGCUAUCUGGUCUUCAUGGUGGUCUACAAGUGGUUGGCAUUCUCAGCGCGGGACUCCUGGCUGGCCCCCAGUAUCCUCGUCCACUUCAUCAGCAUGUUCCUCAUGCAGGGACAGGCUCUGAAGCCCCUCUACCCAGGCCAGACAGGCCUGCAGGUGUUCCUGCUUCUCGUGGCCUUCCUGUCCAUCCCAGUUCUGCUUCUGGGAAAACCGCUGUACCUCUACUGGCUGCACCAGGGGGGCAGGAGCCUGGGGGUGUACCGGGGAUACGAACGGGUGCGUCGUGGCAGCGAGGAUGAUACGUCUGUGAUGCGAGACCAUGACGCAGAAGAAGGAGGAGCCCACAGUGAUCCUGCCAGCAGGGAGACUCAGCCAGAGUUUGAUCUGGGAGAAGUGCUACUACAUCAGUCCAUCCACACUAUGGAGUACUGCCUAGGCUGCAUCAGCAACAGCGCCUCCUACCUGCGGCUCUGGGCACUGAGCCUGGCACAUGCCCAGCUGUCGGAGGUGCUCUGGUCCAUGGUGAUGCGUCCUGCCCUGCGGCUGGACUCCGGCCCCGCUGCCCUCCUCCUGGUGCCCGUUCUGGGUGUGUUCGCCACGCUCACUGUGACCAUCCUGCUGCUGAUGGAGGGCCUGUCUGCCUUCCUGCACGCACUCCGGCUGCACUGGGUGGAGUUCCAGAACAAGUUCUACAGCGGUGCUGGCAUAAAGUUUGUUCCGUUCUCCUUCUUCCUCCUGCCCUCUGCCCUGGAGCAGGACACCUUUCUGUCUGACUGACCGAAUGUGAUUGACAGUAUAUCCUCUCUGCUGUCCUCUGGCACAGUGCACCACGGCUCCACAGCGUGGACCAGCAGAACCGUGUCUUCAGUCUUCGAUGUCUGAUUUUCUUUAAUUGUUUAAUUUGACUGUGCAUACCCCCACCUAACUGGAGGCAGGGGUGUAUGUUUUAUAUACAGUCUGCCAAACCCACGGCUUUCUUUACAUAGUACAGGUAAUGUGGCACCGACUGGAAGAGAGCCAACAUCCUGCAGUUCCUGUUUGUCCUGUAGGAGGCACUGUAGUUAUCUGCAGCCAACUGUGGGGUUGCGGCAGGCAUUCAGAAACUGCGGCGGAUGAAUACCACACCCUGAUGGGCCUGUGUGUGUGAAGUGCCAGAUUCCCUCUGGACAGGACUUGCUGGCCCACUCUGCCCUCUACAGGAGACCAUGAGGGCAGCUCCGGCCCUCAUACAGCCUGCUUAUUAUCUUUUCCUGUGCUUCACACGGGGAGGCCUGGAGUCAAAGUGGCUGGAAAGCAACUGGUGGCUGGUAGUUUCCACGGAGUCUGCCAUCAUCCGCUGUUGUCUAUGAAGUGGAUGCUCAGCAGGAAGGCUUACAUGCUGCCGUAGAUAUGGGGCGGAGCUGUGAGGCCUGAAUAUCACUGAGUGCACAUGUAUGGUUCUGGAAAAAAAUGAAGAGACCCGAGCAAAAUUUUCAGUUUCACUUAUUUCUCAAUUUAUGAGCCUGUGUAAAAUACACAUUUUUUUUUGCAACUCCAGCCUGGCUCUUCCCUGCUUUUCAUUGUUGAAGGGCUUCUUCCUUAUGUUAUGGGACGUUGGUCCUGCUUCUAGGAGCCUGAUUUGAACUGUCCCAGCAGUGCACUUCACAUCGCAUAAUGUUUCCCGUUCCUUUUGAAGGUCACUUGAGGUCAUCCUCCCAUUCACAGGCACAGUUGGAUAAAUCGACGCUCAUCUCUGGCAUUACAAAGUUCCGUCUGUCUUCUACCUGCCUGGUUUCUGGUCCUUUCCAGUGUCCCCUGCUUCAUCUUGUCCUUGUUUACUGCUGAUUUAGAAACUUUGUGCCUGGAAGCUGCCUGCCUCACAGUGUAGCCUAAUGCCAGCAGAACCAGGAUUAAUCCAGCAUUUAAAAAUGCAUAUUUAAAAAAAUAUAUAUAUAGUGUGGUCUCUUCAUUUUUUCCAGAGCUAUAUGUGUGAAGAGGAGCGUCAAACACUAUUCUGUCCACAAGAGGGGGCCAGUACAACAUCUUGUGUGCGUCACGCAAGUGAAAUUAGGAGUGAAAAUAAUCUCUGAUUUUAGUGUUUUUUUGUUUUAAUAUUAGAGCUAUAGGUUCACUCACAUUUCUGUAAUAUGAUCAUUGUGCUAUUGCUAAUGCACUGGAUAUCCAGACAGGAGGCUGUGCCCGUCUGGCUAUGUAUGAACCAGUUCUGUGUUUUGCCUAAUUAUAAGCUAAUAAACCUCAUUACUUUAA
This is a messenger RNA of Brienomyrus brachyistius, 4245 nucleotides long. RefSeq names its product ATPase H+ transporting V0 subunit a2a (gene atp6v0a2a). The transcript has 21 exons. The coding region runs from base 226 to 2775 and encodes 849 amino acids. NCBI's taxonomy places the organism in Eukaryota, Metazoa, Chordata, Actinopteri, Osteoglossiformes, Mormyridae. The record is from RefSeq and is a predicted model, not a curated record. Gene Ontology annotation, biological process: vacuolar acidification; proton transmembrane transport. Gene Ontology annotation, cellular component: plasma membrane; vacuolar proton-transporting V-type ATPase complex; vacuolar proton-transporting V-type ATPase, V0 domain. Gene Ontology annotation, molecular function: proton-transporting ATPase activity, rotational mechanism; ATPase binding.